Ictidomys tridecemlineatus (thirteen-lined ground squirrel) is the source of this 3485-nucleotide messenger RNA. Lineage: Eukaryota; Metazoa; Chordata; Mammalia; Rodentia; Sciuridae. The record is from RefSeq and is a predicted model, not a curated record.
GGGCAAGAGCCAAGCGGGCUCUAGACCGACGCGGCCGUCCUUCGUAGCCGCCUCCACCUCGGUAGGACCUGUCGCGGUCGCCCGCUUGGCCACCAUGUCCGCCCAGGCGCAGAUGCGGGCUCUGCUGGACCAGCUCAUGGGCACGGCUCGGGACGGUUCAGUGUAUCUUUGCCUGCCUACAUCAAUCUGCAAGGGAGUUGCAGAAAAGCCUCAUGUUCAUCGAGCCGUGAGUCACAACCAAUUUCUAAGCUGUUAUAACAAAAAAGUGUUUGCUUUUUUUCACAAGUAACUUUAAAAGUGUAGUUUAGAAAGAAAACAUUUUCAAUAAAAAGACACUACAUUAAUCCUGGAUGCUUGCAAAUCCUAAAAUAUAUUCCUCCUUGACUAUUACACAGCUCUGUGUCCUAUACACAGAUUAGCUUUAAAAUUUGUCACAUACCACUUUGCCUUUACUUUUAUGUAUCAUUCCCCCUGACUUCCUUACUGCAGGUGUGGGCAAGAAAACUUUUCCUUUAAAACUUUUCAACAGCGGGCAUAAAAUUCUACAGCUGAGGUCUUGAAGAAUGCAGAUGGGUACAGUAUGUGUUGGAGCUCACAGUGUGUAUUGACUAACCUAGUUCCUUUUUGCUUUUUUUGGUAUUGUCUUGUUAAAAGUGACUCCCAGGUGCCAACUUUCUUUUUUAAGGGUGGGGAUGAAAGGGGAAUGAGAAAAUAGAUCUAGAUUAUUUAACAGUCAGUGAUAAGAGUUUGAAACCUUUCUUCUUUAUGUAAAUUUGGGCAAACCACCGCUUUUGUGUUUCUCCAUAACAAAAAGAUUAAGCUAAUAAGUAGAUUUUGUUUGUAGAAAUUAUCAGCUAUAAGUCACACAGUUGAUUGAUGGCACUUAUUGGUAUCUCACUGCCCACAUGUAUGUAUAUUAGACAAUGGCCUUUUGGUGCUCAGUCUUUUACUUCUGACUCCUUGACUUCUUUUGGCACAAAGAUGGAGUCAGAUAUCAUUGUGAUUCUUCAUGGUAAAUUUGGCCUCCAAAAAAAAUUCUGUAUUCUACUCCAGUUGUAAAUGUCUCUAGAUCAGCUUUUCAGUAUAUGUGAUGGGGAAAACACAGAAAUGAUAGUCUGCAAAUCAUCCAGGUGAAUUGUUGUACCAGAUAUCCUUUUGUGAUUAGCCUGAUAAUAUUGUCUUAUUUAAAACCACAAAUGAAUUUCAGGAGACGAAACCAGACAGAGGGUCAAGUUUACAGAUGAUCGAGUCUGCAAGAGUCACCUUCUGGACUGCUGCCCCCAUGACAUCCUGGCUGGGACGCGCAUGGAUUUAGGAGAAUGUACCAAGAUCCACGACUUGGCCCUCCGAGCAGAUUAUGAGAUUGCAAGUAAAGAAAGAGAUCUGUUCUUUGAAUUGGAUGCGAUGGAUCACUUGGAGUCCUUUAUUGCAGAGUGUGAUCGGAGGACUGAACUUGCCAAGAAACGGUUGGCAGAAACACAGGAGGAGAUCAGUGCAGAAGUUUCAGCAAAGGCAGAAAAAGUACACGAGUUGAAUGAAGAAAUAGGAAAACUUCUGGCUAAAGCUGAGCAGCUCGGAGCUGAAGGAAAUGUGGACGAAUCCCAAAAGAUUCUCAUGGAAGUGGAGAAAGUUCGUGCAAAGAAAAAAGAAGCUGAGGAAGAGUACAGGAAUUCCAUGCCUGCAUCCAGUUUCCAGCAGCAAAAGCUUCGUGUGUGCGAGGUCUGUUCUGCCUACCUGGGUCUUCAUGAUAACGACCGUCGCCUCGCAGACCACUUCGGGGGCAAGUUACACCUGGGUUUCAUUCAGAUCCGAGAGAAGCUUGAUCAGUUGAGGAAAACUGUGGCUGAAAAGCAGGAGAAGAGAAAUCAGGAUCGCUUGAGGAGGCGGGAGGAGCGAGAGCGGGAGGAGCGGCUGAGUAGAAGGUCUGGAUCCAGAACCAGAGACCGUAGGAGGUCACGCUCCCGAGAUCGGCGUCGGAGGCGGUCAAGAUCUACCUCCCGAGAGCGAAGGAAGUCUUCCCGGUCCCGGUCCCGAGACAGACACCGGCGCCAUCGCAGCCGUUCCCGGAGCCGCAGCCGGGGACAUCGCCGGGCUUCCAGGGACCGGAGUGCGAAAUACAAGUAACUACUCUGACUCCUUCAGUAGCUGCAACCAGGAGUUCUCCAGAGAGCGUGCAUCAAGAGAAGAGCCCUGGGAGUAUGGGCGGAGUGAGCGUGGGGCUGUGGACUGGAGGCUGGAGAACUCCAACGGGAAGACUGCUUCACGGAGGUCAGAGGAGAAGGAGGCCGGCGAGAUCUGAACCUGAGCUCUGAUGUUCUCAAUGAAAACAUUCAGCACAGCCUAAGAUUGCUCUUUAUAUUUGCUGUACACAACUCAUCUUUUGUAGUUUGAAUUUCUAUUGUAUGGAGCUAGCUGUGAGUUUCUAGGUCGUGCAGAGUUGCUCCUGUGUUCUGGGUUAUGUUGUGUAGGAAUAAAUAAACCUGACCGGCUGCCUCCUUACUCUCCUCUGCUGAGGUGCUUUGCUGGGACCCUCCUCCACUCCAGGAGAGACAGGCCUGCUGCUUUCCCCACUUCAGAAGACUGCAACUUGCAGUCCAGCCACCUUUUGGCUUUUGGUGUCUGUCCCCAGCUGAGCCAGGUAUAUGUGAUUGUCCGUCCUUGUACUUAACACCCAUCUUUGCUGGUCAUCUCUAGCUCCUGUUACAGACUGGAAGGCAGGCAGGGAGCAGAGGGCACAUUCCCCAUUCAUCUCUUCCGGAGCUGGCCUGUCAGAUCCUAGGUCAGGCAAGGUGUCCUGCCAUUCCCUAUUUGAAGUUAUGUAGGGCAAAGAAAAGCCCCUGGUUGGCACCCACCUGGCAGUCUUCAGAGGAGAGGGGUGUUAUCUUUGGGUCACAUUCCAGGGUGCUGCUUUGUGGUUCCUGCCUGGAUGGGUUUUUCUGUUACCCCCUCAUCUCUUCACUGCUGCUGUCAAGAUGGGUGCCUUAAGACCAAAGUGAAGGGUAACUGCUGACUGAUUUGUGGACACUGGAGCGCCUUCCCCUUUUAAUAUUUCUGGGGGCCGUUUACAUUUGUUUUAGAGGGAGCUUCUGUUCCCUCAUUGUUAACACAGUUAUUCAUCUCUACUCUGUAGAGGUGCACAUGUGGCAAAAUAGCAUCCAAAAGGCCACCAACAUCCUGAUGUGGCUGCUGGUCAGAGACAGUUCUUUCCUGUCUUCACAGAAAAGACUGGUGGGAAGGAAAUCUUUGGAAUCCACUUGGGCUUGGUACUUUGUUCUAUGUAUGUGCCCUAUGUAGGUUUCUGCACCAGCAGAAACCAGCAACUGGCCUGUAGGCAGGUCACAGGUGUCUAGGCUGAGUGUUCAUUUACACCCUGUGUUCUCCUGGAACUAAGACAGCCAGUCUAUCCACCCCCGUCCCCCACCAUUACCACUGUGACUGUUUUUUCCUUUUCUAUAUCUAGACAUAAAUUUCUCUGUGUGGACAAA